Messenger RNA from Ananas comosus (pineapple), 1302 nucleotides. RefSeq lists its product as uncharacterized. Gene Ontology annotation, biological process: protein ubiquitination. The record is from RefSeq and is a predicted model, not a curated record. Gene Ontology annotation, molecular function: ubiquitin protein ligase activity. Bases 260 to 1024 code for a protein of 254 amino acids. NCBI's taxonomy places the organism in Eukaryota, Viridiplantae, Streptophyta, Magnoliopsida, Poales, Bromeliaceae. The transcript has 5 exons.
UUUAAUUAUCCUGAAAGCAAAACUGCCCCCCCUCCCCUUCCUUGCCUUUCCAGACCAAUUUCUCUUCCUUUCUUUAUUUCCCUAUUUUUUAACUUGUCCUCUCUCUCAAGAUCAUCAUCAUCUUUUGUCACAUAAUCCCAGCCUUGGAACAGCAGCCCAAGGGAUUCUCUCCUUUUUUUCCUCCUCCUCCUCCUCCUCUUCUUCUUCUUCUUCUUAUUCUUCUUCUCCAAGGAAAACAAUCCAAAGAGGUGGUGUGGUCAUGUUUCAGAGCCAGCUUGGUAGACCCUUCUCCUUCAGAGGCUCUCUCAAAGCCCUGGAAGCUGAUAUACAACAUGCCAACACCCUGGCAGAUGCUGUUCAGAGAGCCUAUGGUGGUGCAUGUGUGCAGAUGAGGCUGUCCUACAGCCCUUUGGCACCACUCUUUCUGUACCUCAUGCAGUGGAUGGACUGCAGCUGCAGCUGCUCUUACACUCUCCCAAGCUAUCUUGGACUUCUUCAUGUUCUUGUAUACAAGGUUUAUGUCGACGGAGAUAAUUCGAUAUCGACAUAUGAGAGGAGGGCUAGCCUUCGGGAAUUCUAUGCUGUUAUUUACCCUUCUCUCCAGCAACUGGAAAGUAGUUUGGCUGAAAAGGAAUCCAGAGGGAAGGGUCGAGGCAAGGAAAUCGUCGGUCGGAAAAGGAUGGAUGAUUGGAGGAGGCUCUCUGAUAAGGAUUUGGAGAGGGAGGAUGAGUGCGGCAUUUGUAUGGAGGUUUGCACCAAGAUGGUCCUCCCGAGUUGCAACCAUGCUAUGUGCAUAAACUGCUUUCGCGAUUGGUAUACGAGAUCGCAGUCUUGCCCCUUUUGCAGGGGUAGCCUGAAAAGGAUUCGGUCGAGAGACCUCUGGGUGCUUACCGGUGACGGUGAUGUCGUCGACACUGUGACUUUAGAAAAAGAAAAUGUGAAGCACUUCUAUCGCUACAUUGAUAGUCUGCCUCUGAUAAUUCCGGACAAUCUUUUCGUGGUUUAUUAUGAUUACCUAGUGUAGUCCAAAAGGAGAAAAGAAGAGUGGUGUGAAAAAUAUUGCGAAAGCCGACCAUCUUUUGUAGAUUGAGUCAGGUGACUGUAAGGUCAUUCGCCACUCUUUCUUGGCACAUUGUAGGAUGGCAUCCAAAGCCUCUGAAAAUAAUUGUACAUGAAAUUUUUAGUUAGGUUCUAUCAAACAAUUCGGGGCUUUCGCAAGCCCUACAAAAUGGAUAAAAGGAAAUGAAUGUUACCCCUUAUGCUGAUUAAAUAAAGUUAAUAGGCUGAAGAUUUUUCAGUGUU